UCUAGUAAAGACUUCUCUUUGAAGUCGUCUGCUAAUUACUUUCGCUUUGUCCUAAAUGACCACAGCAUCUGAUCAUCGUUUAACAUUUACCCAGGUGUUAAGUUCUACAGCUUUAUCAGCAUGUAUAAGUCGAACCUUAACUGCACCACUAGAUGUUCUCAAAAUAACAAAACAAGUAGGCACAGUUGAGUCAAAAAGCAGUCUACAGAGUCUAUGUAAACAUCUGAGAAAACAUGAUGGGGUACGCGGAUGCUGGAAAGGAAACAUGAUAGGCUGUAUAAAAGUCUUACCUCACUCCUGGAUUCAUUAUCUGAUUUAUCAACAAUUAAAAUGGGAAUUUUCAGAUGAGCUUGGUAGAUUGUCAAUAGGAAAAAGACUUGCCACAGGAAUUGCUGCAGGAAUUGUGUCUACAGUAGCAGUUUAUCCAUUAGACUUAGUCAAAACCAGAACUAUUAUUCAGCCAUAUGAUAAAAGAUUAUCUGCAUAUAAAGGAGUUACAGAUACAUUCCAAAAAAUCUUAUUUAACGAAGGAAAGGGUACUUUUUACAAAGGACUACUAACCACUCUAAUUGGAUCUGUACCCUAUGCCAUUACCACAUUUUUAAUGUAUGAGGUCCUUGAUCAGUUAUGGAUACAACCAAGAUACAACCAUUCAACUGUUGAAGUUAUGCUUCAUGGAUGUCUAGCCUCCACUGCUGCUAUGACUGUUUCAUUUCCAUUCGAUGUUGUCAGAAGAAAAAUGCAGGCACAAAGUCCAGUUUUGGUCAAUAAUGGUGGAGUGGAUGUUACAUUUAAAGGACCCAAAGAUUGUUUCAGGGCUAUAGCACAAUUCCAAGGAAUAAAAGGUUUUUGGCAAGGAUUGACUCCAGCUUUGAUCAGGGUGUUUCCAUACCAUGCUUUGAUGUUUUUAUCCUUUGAUUUGUGUAAGAAGUUAUGCCUAUACCAAAAUGGAUAUUCCCAAAGUAUGAUUGACCAUGCAAUGGACCAGAAUAUUGAUUUAGAUGAACUACAAGAAAUAUUAGACUACGACAUUGAACUUCCACAGGAUCAAAUUUCUAAUGAAAGUUGAAAUACAGUGUUCACCUACAAGAGGAUAAAUACACAUAUUACUAUGAAUUGGUGUAAUACAAAUACCCUGACAACUCACAAGAAUGUCAAUACAUUUUUAUUAAACAUUUUUUAAUUUUAAAAAGUUAAAACUUAUUUCUCAAUAAUUCCAUUUUUAACGUUAAAUUCAUUCCAAUGUUUUAUGUUCAGUGUGGCUCAUGGCAACCAAAUUGUUUAUACAUGUUUAAACCAAUUUUAUGACAUCAAGACCAGACAAGAGUAUGAAUUCCCACACAGGUGAACUAGUUCUGUAAGUGAUGUUGAAAUAUUUUAUCUGGACAAAAUUGUUCAUGCAUUAUACAUUAAUUAUAUGUAAUGAAAUAGAAAAACAAAGGAUAUGGGGUAUCCAUCCAUGACACAAAAUCAGAUCAUGCACAGCAAAAAAUACACAAAAGCAAAGGAACAGCGCUUUUAUUGCUGUUCUUCAUCUUAAAGUCACAGUGAGGCCUUCAUAAUUAAGGUUAUUUUUACAAAGUUUAUUGAUGUGUAAACUUGGCCUUUCAGUCACAAAUUUUGAACCAAUUCAUUUUCACAGAAAACCAUUCACUUGUUCAUACUUUGCCUCCAACCUUAUGGCAGAGAGUAUUCCAUGUUUUUAUUAAUCCAAAAAAUUCAUAACUGUUCCCGCAGAACCCAGUGUCUCGCCUGAUUUCACUGUUGUCUAUGUUUUCAUUGUUAUUAUAACUUGAAUCCUGGACUGUAUCUUAAUUUUAAUGUUAACCAUCAAAAAAACUAAGUUCAUUUAUCAAUAAAAUACAGAAUAAACUGCUUCGCCGAGCGCAGCUGGAUACGACCGCAGAGGUCCAACCCUGAACAAUUGGGGCAAAAAUGGACACAAUAUUCAAGCUUGAUACAGGUCUGAAUUUGGAUUGUAAUUAAAUAUUUGACACAUUAUAGGUUUCUGACACAGAAUAAAUGUAGUCAAAGAACUUGAAAUUGGUUAUAUGAUUUGAAUUUAUAUUCAAUUAAAGAUUUCUUGCUGUUGUGCAAUACACUGUGCUGUUGGGCAAUACUUAGUAAAUCUGUUUUCAGCCUAUAUACAAAAAAUUAGGAAAAUAAAUUGUGACCCUUAAUUUUUUUUUUUGGAAAAUUGAUAAUUUCUUAAAUCUUGAGAGGAAAAAAUUGACCCCCCCC
Mytilus californianus (California mussel) is the source of this 2241-nucleotide messenger RNA. Its product is annotated as solute carrier family 25 member 43-like. The record is from RefSeq and is a predicted model, not a curated record. The coding region runs from base 56 to 1069 and encodes 337 amino acids. The transcript has 4 exons. Gene Ontology annotation, biological process: transmembrane transport. NCBI's taxonomy places the organism in Eukaryota, Metazoa, Mollusca, Bivalvia, Mytilida, Mytilidae.